Molecule: messenger RNA, 917 nt
Organism: Leptidea sinapis
Lineage: Eukaryota; Metazoa; Arthropoda; Insecta; Lepidoptera; Pieridae
Product: proteasome subunit alpha type-6-like
Exons: 5
Coding region: 111-851 (246 amino acids)
Biological process (GO): ubiquitin-dependent protein catabolic process
Cellular component (GO): cytosol; proteasome core complex, alpha-subunit complex; proteasome core complex
Source: RefSeq, a predicted model, not a curated record
UAACUGUCAAAAAGCUUUCAGGCGAAGCGUGACCUGUGCAUAUUUUUUAAGCUAUAUUACAAAAUUACAUUAUUUAUUUACUUAGAGAAUUGAUUAAAUACUACUAAAUAAUGGCUCGCGAAAGUAGUGCCGGUUUUGAUAGACACAUUACUAUCUUUUCUCCAGAGGGAAGAUUGUAUCAAGUGGAAUAUGCUUUGAAAGCAAUAAACCAGGGCGGUCUUACGUCUAUUGCCCUGCGAGGCAGAGAAGCUGCUGUAGUUGCGGCCCAGCGUAAAGUUCCCGACCGGUUGCUAGACCCGGCCUCUGUCACUCAUCUGUUCAACCUCACUGACCGCAUUGGAUGUGUGAUGACGGGAAUGAUUGCUGACAGCAAGUCUCAAGUGCAACGUGCCCGCUAUGAAGCUGCCAACUGGCAAUAUAAGUAUGGCACAGAGAUCCCAGUCCACAUUCUGUGUCGUCGCAUUGCUGACAUCUCCCAAGUGUACACACAGAAUGCAGAGAUGAGGCCUCUAGGUUGCAGUAUGAUGCUGAUAGCAUAUGAUGAUGAAAGUGGCCCAAGUGUAUACAAGACAGACCCCUCGGGCUACUACUGCUCAUACAAGGCGGUGGCAGCAGGGUCAAAAGCAACGGAUGCCAAUGCCUACUUGGAGAAGAAGCUCAAGAAGCGUUCAGAUCUGAGCACUGACGAAGCCAUCCAACUGGCAAUUUCCUGUCUAUCGCAAGUUCUCUCAGUCGACUUCAAGUCUUCUGAAAUUGAAGUUGGUGUUGUCAGUAAUGAUGCACCAAAGUUCAGAAUUUUGCCUGAAACUGAGAUCGACAGACAUCUAACUGCCAUAGCUGAAAAGGAUUGAGGGGACUGGUUCAAAUAAUUAUAAUGGGAGCUUGUUUCUAUAAUUAAAAAACUUAUGAAACUCUAA